Cyphellophora europaea CBS 101466 is the source of this 888-nucleotide messenger RNA. RefSeq lists its product as uncharacterized. The record is from RefSeq and is a predicted model, not a curated record. The coding region runs from base 1 to 888 and encodes 295 amino acids. NCBI's taxonomy places the organism in Eukaryota, Fungi, Ascomycota, Eurotiomycetes, Chaetothyriales, Cyphellophoraceae. The transcript has a single exon.
AUGAGUACGAACGACAAACCCGAGGCGCCCAAAGAUGCUCCCCCAUCUUACGCGCAAGCUACCGGCUCAUCCGCCGCGUCGCAGCCAACGCAGUCAAGUCAUCUAGAAGUUCCCGCCGCACCGGUGGCAAGCAGAAAGAGCAUGGAAGACGAGCAGCGACCGCUGCCGCGAGGCUGGGUCAGGCAAUGGGAUACGCACGAGCAGCACCAAUUCUUCGUCGACACAAACGCCAAUCCACCCCGCUCAAUAUGGGUGCACCCUAUGGACGAUGAAGAGACCUGGAAUGCACUGCCAUCCGAAGAGAAGGAGCGCCUGCAAGCCGAAGAGGACAAACUACGGACUCACAUCGAGGGCUUCGGUGGGAGCAAAGACUCUAAGACCGAGAAGUCAUCCGGCGCCCCUCCUCGCGAACAAUUCCCCGCCGAGCUCCCGCACCGGCCUUCACAAUCAGCUUCCCACCAGACGCAGCAGAAGAAGAAGUUCAGUGAGCGGAUGAAGGACAAGCUCACCGGCAUGACGCACGAGGAGCGAGAGGCUGAGAGAGCCAGGCAAGCGGAGGAGGACCGUCAGUACUAUGAGAUGCACGCCCGCUAUCGCGCCGCGCUGCAGCGUGCACAGAUGUCAGGCCAGCCGCAGUGGUUUGCCAAAGAUCGUGAUGGAAGAGAUAUCUACAUCGAGCCGCCUUCUGGACCCGGAUAUGGCUACGGCGGGUAUGGAAGAAAUGGUAUCGGCUACAACCCGUACACAAGUGGACCAUAUGCAACACCGAAUGCUAGGUUUAUCAGACCCAACUAUGCAUAUGGCCGGCCUGGAUAUGGCGGAGGACUGGCAUUGCCGGUUGCUGGUGGCCUGUUGGGUGGUGCAUUGCUAGGUGGUUUGCUCUUCUAG